Messenger RNA from Effrenium voratum, 3385 nucleotides. Lineage: Eukaryota; Dinophyceae; Suessiales; Symbiodiniaceae. The record is from the annotation of a GenBank genome assembly.
AGCCAUUGUUCUCAAGUUCUAUACUUUCCCUCUUUUACCGAUAGGAUCUCUUCGAUCCACCAUGGCAAUCCAUAUGUGGUUGCUUGUUCUUCUAGGUGCCCGAUGUUUUGCGGAGGAGAUGUGCUCCUCUGAGCUUGCCUCGGGUCCAGCUUUGCUGCAUCGGCGCAUGGCCCGCGCAACCAUGAAGGAUUUCGCCGGCGGCGCCGACCACGGAGGUGUCAACGCUUCGAAUGCUUCGAACGCUUCGAAUGCUUCGAAUGCUUUCAGUUCCGGCAACGGCCAUGGCAAUGGGUCGGCGAUUGUGGAGGCAGUGGACGCAUGUUUGGCCCCAAAGCGCGUGGCGGCUUUUGGGGAUGCGGCGACGCUGGAGCUCUGGGACCGCGUGAGGACCGCAGAGAUCCUGGCGCGGCUGCGAGCGGCGAACCUCAGCGUCAAGGCCCUGGGCCCGGAGUGGCCUGAAGACCCCGCCGUCAUCGACGCCGCCCAAGUGGCGGGCCAUGACGCAGCGGAGGCCCUGGCCAGGGCCCAGUUCAAGAAGGAGGCGGAAGUCAUCUUGAAAGGCAACCUCACUGAGGCCUCCAUCGCCCACUUCGUGGACCAGAUUCAAAAGAUGGCCGAGAUGUGCGGGGACGGCGAAGAAGCCCAUGCCAUCGCUGAAGACGAAGCACAGAUCCUCAAUUCCUCCAGCGGUUUCAUCUCUCCGGAGGAGGCAAGGGUAGCCGCCGACAUUGCCGCGUAUGUGCAGGGCCUCUGCCAGUCAGAGGCGCUUGACAUCCACUUUUUUUUGGGGCAUUUUGUCGGUAACUCCUCGGAGUGCAGCGACCUUGUGUCCAUGUCCCACUUGGUCCAGAUCAACAAGGAGACAUCCAAGCUUGACUACUAUGCCAAGAGCGUCUUAGUCCUGCAUGAUUCGCACAAUAAGCUGGGUCAUCACUUUGCGAAACGAUUGAAGCAGAAACAGGAUCAGGAGAGUUCUUUCGAGCCACUGCUUGUGCAUGCCACUUUGUCGCACGCCAAAAACAAGGCAAGAAUGGCGCGGUUGCGUUACCUGGACAGCUUCUACUAUGAGAAGGUCCAUGGAUACUCUCAAACGGCUUAUUGUGACUCCAACAUUCGGUUGAAGAAAGAGCUGCCGCAGCACUGGAUCAGUCAAAGUGCAGAGAUCCAAAGGUACGUGGGGUGCCGCUGCAUGGAGCGCCAGCCCGCAUUGCUUUGUGAUGCCCUGCAUGGUGAGGAGUUGGCCCGGCUGCGGCCCCAGGUGCUGAGCCGGCUGCAGCAGGCAGCCAAGAAGCUGGAACCCUCCUUGAUGCAGACGGGCUCCAACAUGGGCUCCGGAACGGGCUCCGGAACGGGCUCCGGGGCCCCGGUGGGUUUGGGCCCGUGCCAGGACCCGGACGGCAAGCCGGCAGCUGUGAGCUGCUCGAUGUGCGUCAACGGGGACAACUGCGUCAGCAGCGGCGGGAGUUACAGCAUCGACGUCUUCUCCGCGCUGAAGCCUCUUCUCGGCAGGAGCAAUUCCUGCAUGAAGGGCUACUGCACCCCUUGCAUGGGCGUCAAGCCUGGGGACGCAUUGCAGUUCAAGAUGGACAUUGGUGUGGAUGCCUCAAAGUGCGGCAGCACCGCUGAGUUCAUGGCGAACUUCAACCUGUUCGCAGAGCUGAAGCUAUGCAUCGGUGGCGUUUUGGGAGAAGCCGCCGACAUGAUCGGCUGGGCGCUGUGCGAAAGCCUCGGCAAAUUGGCGUACUACCCCUUCAUCAACAAGCUCCAUUUGUCCGUCAGCCUUCCCAUUCCCAUUCCGGCUCCUUUGGGAAUCCGAGCCAGCAUGGCUGCCAACUUGAACCUUGGGGAUCUCACCGAGGCGGUGAACAGUCACUGCGCGACUCUAAGUGCCUCUGCGCACUUCCUGUGCCUCACGCAGUUCUUCAAUGCUCGUGGAGUUACUUCUGUGGACUUUGACAUCGAAGCCCUCAUUGGUGUCAGGAUUCCCUUUGUGGGCACCGUGGGCGAAUGGGUGAAGGUGUUGGGCUUUGGCUUUGCAGAGUCGGACAACUCCCGUGAGAUCGCCAUGAACCGCGCGGACGUGACGGUGAUUUACUUUGGACCCAGAAGCGAGAACCAGAUCUGCGGCAAGGCCUUCUCAGGGGUGAACUGCGAGGCCAUCGCGGGCGACCAGGACAAUCGGGUCAAUGAGGACUGCCGCUACUGUGGAGAUGACUUCUACCUUUGGCGCCCCGACUCCUCGAACUACCGGUCCCUCUGCGUGCGGCGCACCGACUAUGGUGGUGGCUGGGGCAUGAAUUUGGAGGUGGCCUGCAGAGUGGACAAUACCCACACCAAGACCUUGCUCUCCUUUGGGCACAGCAGCACCAACACCAAGUGCACCUUGCCCCCAGAGCCGGUGACCUGCCGCGCGGACAGCGCGGACCGGGGCCAGCGUCUGGGCUUCGAUACCCACGCGGAUGACUACCACGUCUACAAGGAUGGCCAGCGAUGGUGUGCGCGGCGCACAGACUACGGUGGUGGUUGGGGCAACAAUCUGGUGGUGGAAUGUGAUCCUACAGGCGGAGGAGGAGUUGUGAACUACGUGGUCUCCACGGUGCAUUUGGGCAGCAGUGGGGUGAACCAGAGGUGCCUCCUUAUGACCCACGCGUAUGACUGUGACCCAGAUGCAGGGGACAUGUACAAACGGGUGAACCACGACUGUGCCGGUUGCGGGGAUCGCUUCUUCGUGGAGGAGAGUGAGGGCUAUGUUUGUGCGACGCGACUUGAUUACCAUGGCGGUUGGGGAUUGGAUCUGAAGAUGCACUGCAAGGACUAUGGCUGGGUGCGGGAGGUAGUGACGGUCAAUAUGGGUGCCAGCAACUCCAACACGAAGUGUGUGGGCGUGCACCGGCCUGUCACCUGCGCCGCCUUCGCGGCGAACCUGGGCUAUCGUCUGAAUGCCGAUCCUUGGGGGGACGCCUUCCAAAUCACAACCUCCGGCAGCACUGUGUGUGUGCGGCGAACGGAUUACCAUGGUGGCUGGGGGAUGCAGCUGUCGUUUUCCUGCACUGGCGUUUGAAUGAAGCAGUCGUUUUCCCCAGCGCACAAAAGCCAGAGACCGAGCCGACCGUGCCUGUGCCUCAAAUCAAAUUUGGCAAGGUGUAACACAAUAAGCAGUUGACGCAAUAAUCAGGUUUUAUAUGCCAGCAAAGCGAGGUGCCGGGACACACUGACGCCUUUUGCCAUUGUGACCCGCGAAGCUCGCUCAGAAUCACUACAUUGUUGAACAUCCCCAUCAAUCACCUGACUUGUGUAGUUCUACCAUCAUCAGGUGAUACACUUGGAACUCAUUCAACAAUUAUGAUGCGCAUGUUUGUGCUGACGGACCGUUAACCGUGCCCGC